This is a messenger RNA of Balaenoptera ricei (Rice's whale), 17162 nucleotides long. It is a transcript of the gene DNAH11, whose product is annotated as dynein axonemal heavy chain 11. Lineage: Eukaryota; Metazoa; Chordata; Mammalia; Artiodactyla; Balaenopteridae. The transcript has 82 exons. Gene Ontology annotation, biological process: microtubule-based movement. The coding region runs from base 83 to 13624 and encodes 4513 amino acids. Gene Ontology annotation, cellular component: dynein complex. Gene Ontology annotation, molecular function: dynein light intermediate chain binding; ATP hydrolysis activity; minus-end-directed microtubule motor activity. The record is from RefSeq and is a predicted model, not a curated record.
UGGAGGUGGCCUCGCCUACCCGGGGCUGGGCAGGGGCGCGCGCGUGGAGCCGGCCAGCCCCGCGUCCCCUCAGACGUGCUGGAUGGCAGCCCAGGUGGCAGCCCGGGAGGCGGGAGGCUUCCGGGAAGUCCCGACCCUUCGCCUAACCCCGGGCGCCGGCCCGGAGGCGGCGGGCCUGGUGGAGUAUGAAGAGGAGGACGAAGACGAGGAGGUGGCGGCGGCCAGGAGAGCGCGGAGUUUCGCCCAGGACGCACGGGUGCGCUUCGUCGGCGGCCGUCUGGAGCAGAUGCUGGGGCUCCCGGAGGAGAAAUGGAACCAGCAUUUGGAGAGCGAGGACAAGCGGCAGGUCCUGGGGGAGUUUCUGGAGAGCCCCAGCCCCGCCUGCCUUGUGUUCAGCGUCGACGCCGUGGAGCGGCUCGCGGCGUCGCAACAGAUUCCAAGAGAUGCAAAACAUAAACUUGUUUAUAUUGCCAAGAAGAGUACUGAAAACGUUGGAGUAAAUGAUUUCUCUCAAACAGUUUUAUUUGGAGAGUUACCCGCCUCAUCUCUUGGACAUGUAACUGCUUUCCUAGACGAGAUUUUAGUGCCAAUUAUUUCUAAUAAGAACAACCAUAAAUCCUGGUCCUGUUGUAUUUCACAAGACAUGGAACGUCACAUAGAAGUCAUGAAAAAUAAAAUGCAUAUUUUUAAGGGCAAAAUGUUAAGAAGAACUCUUCUACCAAUUCCCACUAUUGCGGGAAAUGUUGACCUGGAUCAGAAAUAUUCAGAGACCAAACUAGAGCCAAAUGAAAGGACAGUACUCCAUGCAAUUGAAUCAGUGGUUAUUAAAUGGUCGCAUCAAAUCCAAGAAAUUGUAGAAAAAGAUUUAGUGCAGCCUUUGCUGAAUAGUCUUCACUCAAAUCCUCAAACUGAACUGGAUUUCUGGAUGAUGAGGAGAGAGAACCUAGCAUGCAUUUAUGAUCAACUUCAGGCUCCCAUUGUCCUCAAAAUGGUUAAGAUCCUGAAAAAUAAGCAAAGCAGCUAUUUUCCAACUUUGAAGGAUAUCUUCAUGGCUGUGAAAAAUGCUCUUCUCGAAGCCCAAGACGUGGAACUUUACCUGAGACCCCUGAGGAGACACCUUCAACGUGUCCAGGAGACGGAAUUCCCACAGACUGGUGUAUUAAUUGCCCCGUUAUUUCAUACCAUCUGUCUGAUCUGGAGUCGUUCCACGUUUUAUAAUACCCCUGUUCGGGUUAUAGUACUAUUGCAAGAGUUUUGUAAUCUCUUCGUUGACCGGGCACUAGCUUACCUUUUGCCUGAAAACCUUUUGAGAGGAGAAAUUGAAGACUCUCUGGAAAAGGUGCAGGUGGCCAUUAACAUCUUAAAGACUUUCAAAAAUUGUUUUUUUAACUAUAGAAAAGGAUUGGCAAGCUAUUUUACGGGAAAUAAGGAGCUGAAACCAUGGGAUUUCCAGUCUCAUCUGGUGUUUCUUAGAUUUGACAAAUUUCUCGACCGUUUCAUGAAAAUAGAGGAUAUAUUUGUCACCAUAUUGGAAUUUGAAAAGCUGGAAAGACUUGAAUUUGGCGGUACCAAGGGAGCAAUUUUAAAUGGACAAAUCCACGAGAUGAGAGAAGAAUUUAUGGAACUCUGUAAGAUUUUUCAACAGAGCACAUAUGACCCAUCUGAUUACAAUAACAUGGAAUUUGAAAGUGAUUAUGUUGUGUUUAAGUCCAAAACUUUGGAUUUUGACAGAAGGCUCGGGACAAUUCUUUGUGAAGCUUUCUUUAACUGCAAUGGUCUGGAAGCUGCAUUUAAGCUUUUGACUGUAUUUGGGAAUUUCCUUGAGAAACCAGUUGUCAUGGAAAUUUUCAGCCCACGUUACAGCACACUCGUGCACAUGUUCAGUGCAGAGUUGGAUAUGUGUAAGCAAUUGUAUAAUGAACGCGUGGGACAGAUUGAACAAGGAAAUGUAGUCCUUCACAAGAAUAUGCCAUUUACCUCAGGAAAUAUCAAAUGGGCUAAAGAGGUCGUGGACCGACUUCAAAUGUUUUGGUCAAACCUUGCAUCUCUCCGUUAUCUAUUCUUGGAAAGUCCUGAUGAUGCCUUGGUUUAUCAGACGUAUAUUGAGAUGACAGCUUUGCUAGACCAGUUUGAAAAUCGUAUCUAUAAUGAAUGGAAAAGUAAUGUGGAUGAAAUCUGUGAAUUCAAUUUGAAUCAACCCUUGGUUAAAUUCAGUGCCGUAAGUGGUCUUCUCAGUGUCAACUUUGACCCAAAGCUAGUGGCCGUAUUAAGAGAAAUUAAAUACCUUUUGAUGUUGAAGAAAUCAGACAUACCGGAUUCAGCCUUAGCCAUCUUCAAAAAAAGAAACACUCUUUUAAAGUACAUUGGAAAUCUUGAACUUCUUGUGCAAGGAUAUAAUAAGCUGAAACAGACUCUUCUGGAAGUUGAAUACCCCCUGGUUGAGGAUGAGCUGAGGGCUGUGGAUGAGGAGCUGCAGGCAGCUGCCACAUCGCUGACAUGGCAGGAUGACUGCUGGGGGGACAUCGAGAGGAUGAAGACGGCCACCUCAGAGUUGGAGCGCAGAGCGGAGCAUGCGCAGAACAACGUCAAAGUGAUUCAGCAGACGAUGCGGGCCUGGGUGGAGUGCACGCUCCUUCCCAGGAGAGAACACAGGCGGGAGACCGCCUUGACUUGGGAGGACAAGGGUGAUUUGUUUGCGAAAAAAUACAAGCUAAUCCAGGAAGGUGGCUGCAAGAUACACAACUUGGUUGAGGAAAAUAGGAAGCUGUUCAGAGCCACUCCUUCUCCGGAUGCCUGGAAGAUUUAUGUAGAAUUCAUUGAUGACAUCGUGGUGGAAGGCUUUUUUCAAGCGAUAAUGCAUGACUUAGACUUCUUCCUGAUGAACACAGAGAAACAACUGAAAUCUGCGCCGUUUUUUCAAGCACAAAUGAUCUUAAUGCCCCCGGAGAUUCUGUUUAAACCUUCUUUAGAAGGAGAGGCUGGGGAUGGCUUCUAUGAUCUGGUGGAAGAAAUGCUGUGCAGUAGUUUCAGAAUGUCUGCCCAGAUGAAGCGAGUAGCAGCACAUCUGGAAAUAGCAAAUUACCAGAAUGAUAUGGACAACAUGCUGGGCCUGGUGGAGGUCAGGCAGGAGAUCAUGAAGAGAGUGGCAGACGUCAUCAACAAAGUCUUGGACUUCAGAAACACCCUGGACACAUACGCUUACCUCUGGGUGGAUGACCGGACCGAGUUUAUGAAGCACUUCCUCCUGUAUGGCCAUACUGUGUCAUCUGAGGAGACAGGGCCUCAUGCAAAUGAAGACAUUCCCGGACAACCACCAACACUCGAGCAAUUCAAAGAACAGAUUGACAUUUAUGAGGCUUUGUAUGUUCAGAUGAGCAAGUUUGAUGACUUCAGAGUGUUUGAUGGUUGGUUCAAGGUGGACAUGAAGCCUUUCAAAGUGAGCUUGCUAAACAUUAUCAGGAAAUGGAGCUGGAUGUUUCAGGAGCAUCUUUUGAGAUUUGUCAUUGACAGUCUGAAUGAGCUACAAGAAUUUAUAAAGGAGACAGGUGCUGGACUUCAGAGAGAAUUAAGUGAAGGCGAUCACGAUGGUUUAGUUGACAUUAUGGGGCAUCUUCUGGCUGUAAGAAGCCGACAGAGAGCUACUGAUGAACUCUUUGAACCACUAAAAGAAACCAUCACACUCUUGGAAACGUAUGGCCAGAAGAUGCCUGAGCAGGUCUAUGCUCAACUAGAGGAAUUACCUGAAAGAUGGAAAACUACCAAAAAGAUCGCAGCAACUGUCAGACAUGAAGUCUCACCUCUCCAAAAUGCAGAAGUCACUCUUAUAAGGAAAAAAUGUAUUUUGUUUGAUGAGAAGCAGGCGGAGUUCAGAGAGCGAUUCAGACUCUAUGCUCCUCUUCGUUUUAAUGCAGAAAAUCCAUAUAGAGUACUUGAUAAGGCAAAUCAAGAGCUUGAGGCAUUAGAAGAAGAAAUGUUGCAGAUGCAAGAAUCUACUCAUCUUUUUGAAGUGGCUCUUCCAGAGUACAAACAAAUGAAGCAGUGUCGCAGAGAGAUAACAUUGCUUAAGGGGCUCUGGGAUGUCAUUAUUUAUGUUAAGAGAAGCAUUGAUAAUUGGACUAAAACCCAGUGGAGACAGAUUAAUGUGGAACAGAUGGAUGUGGAACUCAGAAGGUUUGCCAAGGCAAGUUCCAUAACUGAAAUCUGGUCUCUCGAUAAGGAAGUCCACGUGUGGGACGCUUACUCAGGCCUGGAAGGCACAGUGAAGGACACGAUGACCUCCCUGAGGGCCGUUGCGGAGUUACAGAGCCCUGCCCUCAGAGACAGGCAUUGGCACCAGCUGAUGAAGGCCACUGGGGUCAAGUUUUCUAUAAACGAAGUCACAACUUUGGCAGAUUUGUUAGCCUUGCGGUUACACCAAGUGGAAGAGGAUGUCCGAAGCAUCGUGGACAAAGCAGUGAAAGAGCUGGGGACUGAGAAGGUUGUUACUGAAAUCAGCCAGACCUGGGCAACCAUGGAGUUCUCUUAUGAAGUUCACUCUCGGACAGGCAUUCUGUUACUGAAGUUUGAUGAACAAUUGUUUGAAACUCUAGAGCACAACCAAGUUCAGUUACAGACUCUGCUUCAAAGCAAGUAUGUGGAAUAUUUCAUUGAGCAAGUCAUAAGCUGGCAAAACAAAUUAAACACAGCAGAUUCGGUCAUCUUUGCUUGGAUGGAAGUACAGCGCACUUGGUCUCACCUAGAAAGCAUCUUUGUUUAUUCAGAAGAUAUUCGAAUUCAGCUUGUGAAAGAUGCUCAAAGAUUCGGUGGAGUAGAUGCCGAAUUUAAGGAGUUAAUGUUCAGGACAGCUAAAAUAAAAAAUGUUUUAGAAGCAACAUGCAGACCUAACCUCUAUGAAGAACUUAAAGAUUUACAGUACAGGCUUUCUCUUUGUGAAAAAGCUCUUGCUGAGUACCUGGAAACCAAGCGUGUGGCUUUUCCGCGCUUCUAUUUCAUCUCUUCCGCAGACUUACUUGACAUUCUCUCAAAGGGAGCUCAGCCUAUGGAGGUUACACACCACCUUUCCAAACUCUUUGACAGCAUUGUAGAUCUGCAGUUUGAAGACCAUCAGGAUGUUUCCGCGCACAGGGCCGUUGGAAUGUACAGCAAAGAAAAGGAAUAUGUGCCAUUCCCAGCUGAGUGUGAAUGCAUAGGCCAUGUGGAAACGUGGCUUCUGCAGCUGGAACAGACCAUGCAAGAGACAGUGCGACGUUCUAUCACAGAAGCCAUCGCAGCCUAUGAGGACAAAGCCAGGGAAUUGUGGAUUUUUGAUUUCCCGGCUCAAGUCGCACUAACUAGCUCACAAAUCUGGUGGACUACGGAUGUAGGAAUAGCCUUCAGUAGGCUAGAGGAAGGCUACGAAACGGCCCUAAAGGAUUUCCAUAAAAAACAGAUUUCUCAGUUGAAUACGCUGAUUGCACUUCUGCUGGGAGAACUUCUACCUGGAGACAGGCAGAAGAUCAUGACAAUCUGUACCAUAGAUGUCCAUGCCAGAGACGUGGUGGCAAAACUUAUUUCUCAGAAGGUCGUCACUCCGCACGCUUUUGCUUGGCGCUCUCAACUUCGUCACCGGUGGGAGGACACCCAGAAACAUUGCCUCGUCGAUAUUUGUGACGCCCAGUUGCAGUACUUCUAUGAGUAUUUAGGAAAUAGCCCUCGACUAGUGAUCACUCCUCUAACUGACAGGUGUUACAUUACUUUAACUCAGUCACUUCAUCUCACCAUGAGUGGGGCUCCCGCUGGCCCGGCUGGUACAGGGAAAACAGAAACCACCAAAGAUCUUGGCCGUGCCCUGGGCAUGGUAGUUUAUGUAUUCAACUGUUCAGAGCAAAUGGACUACAAAUCCAUAGGAAAUAUCUAUAAGGGAUUGGUGCAGACAGGAGCUUGGGGCUGCUUUGAUGAGUUCAAUCGAAUUUCUGUGGAAGUUCUCUCCGUGGUGGCAGUACAAGUGAAGAUGAUACACGAUGCCAUCAGAAACAGGAAGAAGAGAUUUGUAUUUCUUGGGGAAGCUAUCACACUGAAGCCAUCAGUUGGAAUAUUUAUUACUAUGAACCCAGGAUAUGCUGGUCGAACCGAAUUACCGGAAAAUCUCAAAGCUCUUUUCAGACCCUGUGCCAUGGUGGCCCCUGACAUCGAGCUAAUCUGUGAAAUCCUGUUAGUUGCUGAAGGUUUUGUGGAUGCACGCUCACUAGCCCGCAAGUUUAUUACAUUGUACACGCUCUGCAAGGAGCUGCUGUCCAAGCAGGAUCAUUAUGAUUGGGGACUUCGUGCUAUUAAAUCUGUCUUGGUUGUAGCUGGCUCCCUGAAACGAGGAGAUAAAAAUAGACCUGAAGAUCAGGUACUCAUGAGAGCAUUAAGGGACUUCAAUAUGCCUAAAAUAGUGACUGAUGACAUCCCUGUGUUUUUGGGCCUGGUUGGUGACCUGUUUCCAGCCCUGGAUGUGCCCCGGAGGAGAGUGCCCCACUUUGAACAGAUGGUCAGGCAGUCCACCGUGGAGCUCCGCCUGCAGCCCGAGGAAAGCUUCAUCCUCAAAGUGGUCCAGCUUGAGGAGCUGUUGGCCUUGCGACACUCUGUCUUUGUCGUUGGAAACGCAGGCACGGGAAAGAGCAAGAUUUUGAGAACACUGAACCGAACAUAUGUUAACAUGAAACAGAAACCCAUUUGGAAUGACUUAAACCCCAAAGCUGUGACAACAGAUGAACUCUUUGGUUUCAUACAUCAUGCUACCCGAGAAUGGAAAGAUGGUCUAUUCUCAUCCAUUCUGCGAGAACAAGCAAAUCUUAGGCAUGAUGGACCAAAAUGGAUAGUGCUGGAUGGCGAUAUUGAUCCCAUGUGGAUUGAAUCACUAAAUACUGUCAUGGACGAUAACAAGGUGCUGACCUUGGCCAGCAAUGAACGCAUAGCUCUCACUCCCUCUAUGAGACUGCUCUUCGAGGUUCAUCACUUAAGGACAGCAACCCCAGCUACUGUUUCCAGGGCUGGUAUUCUAUACGUGAACCCACAAGAUUUAGGCUGGAAUCCGUAUGUGGCCAGUUGGAUAGACAGAAGGCAUCAUCAGUCAGAAAAGGCCAAUUUAACAAUUCUUUUUGAUAAAUACGUUCCUGCGUGCUUGGAUAAGCUGAGAACAAGCUUUAAAACCAUCACUUCAAUUCCAGAGAGCAGCCUGGUGCAGACUAUUUGCACUCUUUUGGAGUGUUUGUUGACUCCUGAAAAUGUACCUUCUGACAGCCCGAAGGAAGUUUAUGAGGUCUAUUUUGUCUUUGCUUGUAUCUGGGCAUUUGGAGGCAUUCUACUUCAAGAUCAGCUUUCUAGUUGUCAAGCUGAAUUCAGUCAGUGGUGGCAUAAAGAGAUGAAAGCAGUGAAGUUUCCAUCCCAGGGAACAAUUUUUGAUUAUUAUCUGGACCACAAAACUAAGAAAUUCUUGCCUUGGGCUGAUAAAAUCCCCCAAUUUACUAUGGAUCCAGAGGCACCUUUGCAGAGAGUUCUGGUUCACACAUCAGAGACAACUCGUCUUCAAUAUUUCAUAGAGUUGCUGCUUGAGAAAGGACAGCCGCUGAUGCUGGUAGGAAGCGCUGGAGUGGGAAAAACAGUCUUUGUAGGUGACAUACUAGCAGGUCUCUCCGAGGCUUAUAUAGUGUCCCAUGUGCCUUUCAACUACUACACAACAUCGGCAGCUCUGCAGAGAAUUCUUGAGAAACCUCUAGAGAAAAAAGCUGGUCGUAACUAUGGUCCAGGAGGAAAUAAAAACUUGGUUUAUUUUAUCGACGACAUGAAUAUGCCUGCAGUGGACUUAUAUGGCACUGUUCAGCCCCACACUCUGAUUCGACAGCAUAUUGAUUAUGGUCACUGGUAUGAUAGACAGAAGGUGAUGCUUAAAGAAAUCCACAGCUGUCAGUAUGUUGCCUGCAUGAAUCCGAUGGUGGGCCGUUUCACUAUCAAUCCUAGACUACAGAGACAUUUCACAGUGUUUGCAUUCAACUUUCCGUCCAUGGAUGCACUAAACACCAUCUACAGCCAAAUCCUGAAUUUCCAUUUCCAGCAGCAAGCAUUUGGUCCGUCAGUUCUCAGGAGUGGCCCCACUUUGAUACAGGCAACAAUCGCAUUCCAUCAGACGAUGACACACACCUUUUUACCCACAGCCAUUAAAUUCCACUACCUUUUUAAUCUGAGAGACCUGUCAAACGUCUUCCAGGGGAUUUUAUUUGCUUCUCCUGAGUGUUUAAAGGAUCCAAAUGAUUUAAUACGCCUGUGGCUUCAUGAAUCUUCUCGUGUUUAUGGAGACAAACUGAUAGACACAAAGGAUCGUAAUUUGUUUCAUAAAAACAUGCUGGAAACUGCUAGUAAAUAUUUUGAAGGUGUAGACAGCUAUGUGCUGCUUCAACAGCCCCUCAUCUACUGCCAUUUCGCUAAUGGCAGCAAAGACCCGUGUUACCUGCCGGUGAGGGACUGGGAAGUGCUGAGGACAUUUCUGACAGAAGCCUUAGAUAACUACAACGAACUCAAUGCCGCCAUGCACCUUGUUUUAUUUGAAGACGCCAUGCAACAUGUGUGUCGCAUCAGCCGGAUCCUGCGGACUCCUCGGGGUUACGCGCUCUUGAUUGGAGUGGGGGGCAGUGGCAAGCAGAGCCUGUCCCGCCUGGCAGCCCACGUUUGCAGCCUCGAGGUCUUCCAGAUCACUCUGACCGAAGGCUUUGGCAUCCAAGAACUUCGGGUAGAUCUUGCCAAUUUGUACGUCAGAACUGGAGCCAAGAACAUGCCCACUGUGUUCCUGCUGACAGAUGCACAGGUUCUAGAUGAGAGCUUUCUCGUGCUGAUUAAUGACUUGCUGGCAUCAGGGGAAAUCCCUGAUCUGUUCAGUGAUGAAGAUGUAGACAAGAUAAUUUCUGGAAUUCGUAAUGAAGUUCAUGGUCUGGGCAUGGUGGACUCCAGAGAAAAUUGUUGGAAAUUCUUUUUGGCCCGGGUGCGACUACAGCUGAAAAUCAUUUUGUGUUUCUCUCCGGUUGGUCACACGCUGAGAAGUAGAGCUCGGAAGUUCCCAGCCCUGGUUAACUGCACGGCUGUUGACUGGUUCCAUGCUUGGCCCCAGGAGGCUCUGGUCACAGUCAGCAGGAGGUUCAUUGAGGAAACCAAGGGAAUUGAGCCCCUGGAUAAAGAUUCUAUUAGCCUCUUCAUGGCACACGUUCACACUAGCGUAAACGAAAUGAGUACCAGGUAUUACCAGAAUGAGAGAAGACACAACUAUACCACCCCAAAGAGUUUUCUGGAACAAAUAUCACUGUUUAAGAACCUGUUGAAGAAGAAACAAAACGAGAUAUCCCAGAAGAAAGAGCACUUGGUGAAUGGCAUCCAGAAGCUAAAAACCACAGCCUCUCAGGUAGGGGAUCUGAAAGCCAGACUCGCCUCUCAAGAAGCUGAGUUACAACUGAGAAAUCACGAUGCUGAAGCUCUGAUCACAAAGAUCGGGCUUCAGACGGAGAAAGUGAGCCGGGAAAAGGCCAUCGCCGAUGCCGAGGAGAGAAAGGUGACAGCUAUUCAGACUGAAGUGUCCCAGAAACAGAAGGAGUGUGAGGCCGACUUACUGAAGGCUGAGCCCGCGCUGGUGGCCGCGACAGCUGCUCUCAAUACACUCAACAGGGUCAAUCUCACUGAGCUGAAAGCCUUUCCCAGCCCUCCAAAUGCAGUUACCAACGUUACUGCAGCCGUGAUGGUCCUUCUGGCUCCCCGGGGCAGAGUGCCAAAAGACCGGAGUUGGAAAGCAGCUAAAGUCUUCAUGGGAAAGGUGGAUGAUUUUUUGCAAGCGUUAAUUAACUAUGACAAAGAGCACAUUCCAGAGAACUGUCUAAAAGUGGUGAAUGAACAGUAUUUGAAAGACCCAGAGUUCAACCCAAACCUGAUUCGGACCAAAUCUUUUGCAGCAGCUGGUCUCUGUGCCUGGGUCAUCAACAUCAUUAAGUUCUAUGAGGUCUACUGUGAUGUGGAGCCCAAACGGCAAGCAUUAGCCCAAGCAAACUUAGAACUGGCUGCAGCUACUGAAAAACUAGAGGCUAUCAGGAAAAAGCUGGCGGAUUUGGAUCGAAAUCUGAGCAGACUCACAGCUUCAUUUGAAAAAGCAAUAGCCGAGAAAGUCCGGUGUCAAGAAGAGGUGAACCAAACCAACAAAACUAUCGAACUGGCUAACAGACUUGUCAAGGAACUUGAGUCAGAGAAGAUUCGCUGGGGUCAGUCUGUUCAGUCCUUCGAAGCUCAAGAGAAGACGCUCUGUGGAGAUGUUCUCCUUAUGGCAGCAUAUGUGUCUUACGUUGGAUCCUUUACGCAGCAGUAUCGCCAGGAACUGGUAGACUGCAAGUGGGUUCCCUUUCUUCGACAGAAGGUCUCCAUCCCAAUAACUGAAGGCCUGGGCAUGAUUGCCAUGUUGACGGAUGAUGCCACAGUUGCCACCUGGCAUAAUGAAGGACUGCCCAGUGACAGAAUGUCCACCGAGAACGCUGCUAUCCUAACACACUGCGAGCGCUGGCCCCUGCUGAUAGAUCCCCAGCAGCAGGGAAUUAAGUGGAUCAAGAAUAAGUAUGGAACUGACCUGAAAAUCACACAAGUGGGCCGGAAAGGGUUUUUGAAUGACAUUGAAACCGCUUUGGCUUUUGGAGAUGUCAUCUUACUUGAAAACCUUGAGGAAACGAUAGAUCCAGUCCUUGAUCCGUUGCUUGGCAGGAACACAAUUAAAAAAGGAAAGUAUAUCAAGAUUGGGGAUAAAGAGUGUGAAUUUAACCGCAACUUUCGUCUUAUCCUUCACACAAAACUGGCAAAUCCUCACUAUAAGCCAGAAUUGCAAGCUCAGACAACCCUCCUCAAUUUCACGGUCACAGAAGAUGGUCUGGAAGCCCAGCUGCUGGCAGAGGUUGUCAGUAUUGAAAGGCCAGAUUUGGAGAAACUUAAGUUGGUUUUGACAAAGCACCAAAAUGACUUUAAGAUAGAGCUGAAGUAUCUGGAGGACGACCUCCUUCUGCGUCUCUCUGCGGCAGAGGGGAGCUUUCUAGAUGACACCAAACUGGUAGAGAGCCUGGAGAGAGCAAAGGCCACCGCGGCAGAGGUAGAGUGCAAGGUGAUUGAAGCUAAAGACAAUGAAAGAAAAAUCAACGAGGCCCGACAAUGUUACAGACCAGUGGCAGCAAGAGCAUCUCUGCUUUAUUUUGUUAUUAACGACCUCAGAAAAAUCAACCCCAUCUAUCAAUUCUCUUUGAAGGCUUUCAACACGCUGUUCCACAGAGCCAUCGAGCAGGCUGACAAGGUGGAGGACACGCCGGGACGCAUCUCAGUCCUGACCGAGAGCAUCACCCACGCCGUCUUCCUCUACACCAGCCAGGCGCUGUUUGAGAAGGACAAACUCACCUUCCUGUCCCAGAUGGCUUUUCAGAUUUUGCUGAGAAAAAAAGAGAUAGAUCCUCUUGAAUUGGAUUUCCUGCUUCGGUUCACAGUUGAAUAUGCGUACGUGAGUCCUGUUGACUUCCUAACUAAUCAGUCAUGGAGCGCUAUUAAGGUAGUAGCCCUCAUGGAAGAGUCCCAAGGCCUAGACCGAGAUGUGGAAGGAUCAGCCAAGCAGUGGAGGAAGUGGGCAGAAUCCGAGUGUCCAGAAAAAGAAAAGUUACCGCAGGAAUGGAAGAAGAAAAGUUUAAUACAGAAGCUGAUUAUUUUGAGAGCAGUGCGCCCUGACAGAAUGACAUAUGCUCUCAGGAAUUUCGUGGAGGAAAAACUGGGUGCAAAGUAUGUGGAGAGAACCAGACUGGACUUAGUUAAAGCAUUUGAAGAAAGCAGCCCAGCCACCCCAGUAUUCUUCAUCCUCUCCCCAGGGGUAGAUGCCCUCAAAGACCUAGAGAUCCUUGGCAAAAGACUUGGGUUUACAACUGACUCCGGAAAAUUCCACAAUGUGUCUUUAGGACAAGGUCAGGAGAUGGUGGCAGAAAUGGCCCUGGAGAAAGCUUCCAGAGGAGGACACUGGGUCAUACUCCAAAAUGUCCAUUUGGUAGCCAAGUGGCUCGGAACCUUGGAGAAACUCCUUGAAAGAUUCAGCCAGGGAAGCCACAGAGAUUACAGGGUUUUCAUGAGUGCUGAGUCUGCACCUACACCAAAUGAACAUGUCAUCCCUCCAGGACUCCUGGAAAAUUCCAUCAAGAUUACUAAUGAGCCCCCCACAGGAAUGCUGGCCAAUUUGCAUGCUGCUCUCGACAACUUUGAUCAGGAUACACUUGAAGUGUGCUCCAAGGAGCAGGAGUUUAAAAGCAUCCUCUUCUCUCUGUGCUACUUCCAUGCCUGUGUUGCUGGGAGACUGAGGUUUGGCCCCCAGGGCUGGAGCCGCAGCUAUCCGUUCAAUUCUGGAGACCUCACCGUCUGUGCCAAUGUCCUCUGCAACUACUUAGAGGCAAACCCUAACGUCCCAUGGGAAGACCUCCGUUACCUCUUUGGUGAGAUCAUGUACGGGGGCCACAUCACAGAUGACUGGGAUCGCAAACUGUGUCGGGUGUAUUUAGAAGAAUUCAUGAAUCCCUCUCUGGUCGAUGAUGAACUGAUGCUGGCACCAGGAUUUGCUGCCCCACCCAAUCUGGAUUACUCAGGCUACCACCAGUACAUAGACGAGAUGCUUCCUCCGGAAAGCCCGGCACUGUAUGGCCUCCACCCAGAUGCUGAAACAGAAUUCCUGACAGUCACAUCCAACACGCUCUUCAGAGCUUUGCUGGAGAUGCAGCCCAGGAAUGCACUCAGCGGUGAAGAGCUGGGACAGUCCACAGAAGACAAGGUUAAGAAUGUCUUGGAUGACAUUUUGGAGAAACUUCCAGAAGAGUUCAACAUGGCAGAGAUAAUGCAAAAAAACCCAAAUAGAAGCCCCUAUGUCCUUGUUUGCUUCCAAGAAUGUGAGAGGAUGAAUAUUCUCCUUCGGGAAAUCCGGGUGUCACUUCAACAAUUAGACCUUGGAUUGAAGGGGGAGCUGAUGCUGUGUCCUGAUCUGGAAGCCCAGCAGUCUGCGCUGAGUCACGACGCAGUACCAGAGAGCUGGAGCACACUGGCGUACCCGUCUACUUACGGCCUGGCCCAGUGGUUUAACGACCUCCUCUUGCGAUGUCGGGAACUGGAUACCUGGACACAAGAUCUCACCCUUCCGGCUGUGGUGUGGCUUUCUGGCUUCUUCAACCCUCAGUCCUUCUUAACUGCAAUCAUGCAGACCACGGCUCGAAAACACGAGUGGCCACUGGAUAAAAUGUGCUUGACUGUUGACGUCACCAAAAAAACGAAGGAGGAUUAUGGGCACCCCCCCAGGGAAGGCGCAUACCUCCACGGGCUCCUCAUGGAAGGUGCCCGAUGGGACAGCCAAUCAGGAGCCAUCGUGGACGCCCACCUCAAGGAGUUAAGGUCUGCAAUGCCAGUCAUCUUUGCAAAAGCCAUACCCGCGGACAGACAGGAAACCAAACACACCUACGAGUGCCCUGUGUACAAAACCAAAACGAGGGGCCCCAACUGGGUCUGGACCUUCAGGUUGAAGAGCAAAGAAAAGGCGGCCAAAUGGGUCCUGGCAGGCGUGGCCCUCCUGCUGGAGGCGUAACACGGCCCUUGCAGAGGGGCUUCUACUCCUCUCGCCGGCGCACCGCGGAGAUGUCCUUGUCCUUGUUCCCGCACAGUCGUUUAUUCUACCGAGAGGCAUAAAACAAACAAACAGAGUCCAGCUCCUGUACCUUUUAAGUAAGUAACUUACUUACUUAAAAGGUGCAUUCGUUGUUUGUUUGUUUUUAAACAAACACCAUCUCUGAAAAGUAGAGAAGGGGGACAAAAAGAAGCAAAUGUAGAAAAAAAGAUGGGAACCCUGCUGAAAAUCUGUUCAUUUUUAGCUCUCCCCAGUACCCUGGCCUCCCCCUUCCUGCAACACAAAAGAGUACAGUAUAGAUCACAUUUUCAUCAAAGUUCCAUUGAACCUCGAAAACAAUAUGGUUGCAAGUCUCCCGGUCCAUACAUGUGGGAGCCUAGUUCUUGUACAGAAACAAAAUCUCCUCUAAAAAGUAUUAUUAGCCUUUAAAAAAAAAAAAAAAAAAAGUAUUAGCCUUUAUAUUCUUUUAAAAGAUAGAAGCCACCGGCCCCAGGCAGCUGCUCCUGCUGGCCAGCAGCCCUCCAGUGUCCCGAAUGUGACUGACAGGCCACUUUUUUGUUCAAGUGUUAACAAAAAUAAAACUCAAGAUCUACAGGUAAUUGCACCUUGUAAUUUAGGGGAACAUUUUCAAUAUAAAUUUCCAGUGACCCAGAGCAGCUUCAACUAUGUGGUUUGAACUGUGGUCACUUGUGAGAAGGUAAACUUAAAGGGGACGUAACCCCUGUCACAAGCUGGCCUCCAGGGACUGGUUUGGGAGGUAAAAGAUCAAGGCAACAAAGGCAAGAGCUGCUUACACAAUGUUUCCUCUGGGGUAACUCUACCCCAUUUAAACUAUGAUUUUUUUUAAUCAGCUGCAGAUGCUUUUAACAAUUCAACCUAUAAACAGGCCUGCGUAUACAGGUAUAUCGAUUCCUCUCUCCUCUUCCUGAGAAAUCUUUUGAAGUAUAUAAACAAUCUUUCUUUAAAAAAAAAUAGUAUUUAGAUCUACAAAGAAGUUCUGUAUACAAACACAACCAUAAGAAAUCUUAGGCACAAAUGGCAUGUCUUGUUGGGAGUCCUCCAUGGUGAGCUGGCUGGUUCUUCUCUUAAUUGUCUUUUACCAGCUGCUUUUGUAAGCUGAGAAAAAAUGGGAAGCAUUAGUGGGACGGAGGCAAAAGCACAGCGGCAUCCUAGGUUAGAGGCCCAACCAUCCCCUGGAGUACCAAGCCCGAACCGGCUCUCCUGUCAGCAGCGCAGGCCCGACUCCUCACGCACGCACAGCGGUGCAGGCCGGCCCCCGGGGGGACUCGCCUGACUCCCGCGUCUCUACAUGCAGCCUCCUCGUCCGAGUGCACACGGCCCAAGCCUCCCCUCUCUUUAGCGCUGCCUCGGGCCUUCGCAGCUUUCCCUCAGCCUGCCUUGUGGACUCUUUACUGUUCGAGGCAAUCGGGGAAAUUGUAGCAAAGGGGGAACUUCCUGAUAGGGAAAAUACCAGUCCCGAGCUUGCCUAAUGCAAACAGAUACAGGAUGACUGGCACUCGAGGUGGUUUCUAAGAAUCGGGCUGAAACAAGGCAACCCAGUACCUGCCUAGAGGGUCUCCCCUGCUGCACCCGGGAAUUACAACCUCUGUUUUUGAUUUGUGAGGCUUACCUCUCCAGAUAUUCCUUAACGUUAUUAUAACCGUAAAACUUGGCCAGAUGAAUGAGGAUGCCUGUGGCACAGCGACCAUCGCGCUUCCGACAGUAACUGCAAUUGCAGAUGCCCCGGCAGGGAGGACACAUCCAGCCCUAGGGAAGCAAUGGCAGCAGAAAUGCCCCCGUUAUCAACAGGCUCCCGCAAGAUGAGCUGCUGAUUGAGCCUGGAUCACUCAGCCUCGCCACCAAUCUUUAAUCACGUGAGACCCUUAAGAUAAUCCUUCACCCUGUGACAUGUACUAAUGUCUCCUUCCUCUCGCAUGUUUCAAAAAGGUCCAGAAAGGUUGAUCACCCCAGAUCACGCAUGCAGAAACACUGAAACGUGUUGGUUUUCAACAGGACCAGGUGCAUAAUUAGUAGACAUAUGUUCAAAAAAUUUUGGAGAAUUUCAGGUAUCAGAGCAAGUGCAGGGCCCCUUACAACUUCACAGGUCACACGCCCAGGAAGUCGGCCCUGCUUCUGAGAGCAUAGGGUUUCUCAAAUCACUCAACCUGAGUAGCAGUUUACAUUCACUUGCAAACUAGGGACAGUCUAUUUACCCCCAUGACUGCUGCAUAAGAGGUCUUGCAGUGGUUAAGAGCACAGACGCUGGAGCGAGACUGCCCAGGUUCAAGGGCAUACACACUAACCAUCAUACUAUGUAUCAUCUCAUUUUACAGAGAGAACCAAGGGGUUGGGAGGCUGAAAGAAUAACAACUGAAAUAAACUGCACUAACAGACAUGAAAUCUCAGAGCAGUGCAGGUGCGCACAGAAAGCACCCUACACCGUGGUAUACCCACCCCCCUGGGCCUGGCCCCGGCAAAUCCAAGGUAAAGGACGCUGCUGGAGGAAAGGGACACAGGCUCGCCUGUACAAACCCUAACUCUAAGAAAGCUUGCCUCUGACCCUGGAAAGCGCAACGCACUCUCUUGUCCAGUCCUAUCUGUAGGGCAGGAAACUCUACUUUUCAUUGCUGCCAGUCUCAAGAGGCAGAAUGAAAGGAGGGUGGUGAGGGGGUCUACAAGACGCAGAGCUCUGCAGCUACAGGUACCCGAUAGAGGGCCCAGGGGCCCCGUCCUCAGCUCGCACCCCUCACCGAUACAACUCAGGCCGAGGCGAGCACUGUACCUACCGGGUCCAGCAGCGCCGAUCUCACGUCCUCCCCGUAGCGAUUCCGCAGGCAAGGCCCACAAAACUGUCCUCGCACCCCGCCGCAGCUCUGGUUCCGACACACCGUCUUGGUGUCAAUGGUCUUCUGCCGACACUGGUGGCAAGUGUUACCCUGAGGUGGAAGGCGGUGAGUGGUGAACAUGGGAUUUAGAGGGCGGGGCCCAGGAGGCCACACGGACAUCCCAAGUGCACGAAGCAGCCCUGCCUCUCCCCGAGCAUCGAGCGGUGCUGUUUCUCGGGUACAAACAACUGGCACUCUCCAGUAGCCUGUAAGCACUUUUAGUUCUGGGGCCAGAGAAGCCUCUUAGGGCAGAGGAGACUGAGCAGGGAGCCUGGAAGAAAUGAAAUGAUCAGCUGGACAGAAAUGACGGGAGAGACCAGAGCCCACAGGGGUGACAGGUGACUGAGUGAUGGUGAGCCCCGGGCAGCAUCACACGGCUCCCACCCAGUUCCCAGCAAUCCGGUUAUGUUCAGGAUGAAACCUCCUGGUUUGAAAACACUGGCAAUUAAACUGAAAACCUUUUAACAGUAUUUAAGACACUGUCCCAUUAUCUAAGAAGGAUGCAGAACAACACAAAGACAUCCUCUACAGUACCAUUUUAAAAAACUUUAACACAUUUCCUACCUACCAAAGAUAUUCUUCUAUCAAACUUUAGUUUCUAACGGUUAUAUACA